AUGUUGCAACAAAGUCCCAACAAUUCUUCAUUCCAUCACCAUGGUCGUGACAACGAUCUGCUCCAACAACAAAGCAACAAAUACAGAAAGAUUAACGAUCAACUCUCGAGUGUCUUGAGUGAAUAUCAAGAUCUUCGUCCUCCCAAUAUUGUGGUCAUUGGAGAGCAAAGUGCUGGUAAAAGCUCCGUGUUGGAAUAUUUGAGUGGUAUUCGCUUUGUUACAGGGCAAAACAUGGUGACCAAGUGUCCUUUGCAACUACGUAUGGUCAACUCCAAGUCAUCCAGUGGAAGCAAAGCAGUGAUUAAAUCCAACAUCUAUCUCACCAAACAUUCCAACAAGCCCAUCACCAUUGAAAACCCAGAAAUCAAUGAUGGUGCUCAGCAACUCGAAGAGGCCAUUCAACACUUGACCUCGCUCCAUCUCCAGGAAGAAGGGUACACUGGUGAUGUUUCCAGAGUGUCAACACAUCUCAUUGAAGUAGAGAUUACUUCUCCCAAUGUACCAGAUCUCACUUUGAUUGAUCUUCCUGGACUCAUUACCACCAGUAAUGAAAAAAAUCCAACCUUAAAAGACGACAUUCGUCAGUUAGUGAAAAGGAAUACGACGGAUCGAGAUUGCAUUCUAAUAGUGGGAGAUGCUGGUCGAGAUUUACAGACCAUUGUGGGCUUUGAGGAAGCACGAGAGAAGGAUCCUUCUCAGAAACGUACCUUGUGUGCAUUGACAAGAGUCGACAAGCAUGUCAACGACAUUGAAACGUUGAAUAAGAUGAUAGAGUCGUUGAAUAAUCGUGGACCCAUUAAAUUAGUGCAUGGAUAUGUAGGAUUAAGAAAUCGAUAG
Molecule: messenger RNA, 837 nt
Organism: Naegleria lovaniensis
Lineage: Eukaryota; Heterolobosea; Eutetramitea; Acrasida; Naegleriidae
Exons: 2
Coding region: 1-837 (278 amino acids)
Cellular component (GO): microtubule; cytoplasm; membrane
Molecular function (GO): GTPase activity; GTP binding; microtubule binding
Source: RefSeq, a predicted model, not a curated record